AUGGCGAAUCACGACGAACCGAAGAUAAGCGAUGGGCAGGCAGCCUGCAGCUCACGUGCCGCCGCUGAUCGGAGAAGCGUCGGCGGCGGGGGUUGCAACAGGGAGAGGAUGGAGAGGCACUGGGAGGAGGUGGCGGGUCGGGUCACGGUGCCGGAAGAAUGGGGCCACGAGGGCGUGCUGGAUGAGUGGGUGGAUUGCUCUACGUUCGACGAGCUUUUGGCGCCACACGGAGUCGUUUCGGCUCGCCGGGCGCUCGUUCGAGAUCAAGGCGGCCGUCGCGGGUGUCGCCGGUCAGCUGAUCCGAUGCCGCCGCAGCCGGCGGCUCCGUUGGCGUCGUUGGAUGCGGAUCCUUGCCGUCGUCGACGGUUGGGCGUUUGA
Molecule: messenger RNA, 378 nt
Organism: Linum tenue
Lineage: Eukaryota; Viridiplantae; Streptophyta; Magnoliopsida; Malpighiales; Linaceae
Source: the annotation of a GenBank genome assembly